Messenger RNA from Oryza brachyantha (malo sina), 1949 nucleotides. RefSeq lists its product as uncharacterized. The record is from RefSeq and is a predicted model, not a curated record. NCBI's taxonomy places the organism in Eukaryota, Viridiplantae, Streptophyta, Magnoliopsida, Poales, Poaceae. The coding region runs from base 300 to 1472 and encodes 390 amino acids. The transcript has 3 exons.
UAAAAGGGCUAAACACCAACCAAACCCUUUGCUCCUCCAUGACAAUGUGUCAUGCAUGCUGCUAUGCUAGCUAGAUCAAGAUAGCACAAAUUGCUGCAGAAAUAUUGCAAGUUGCACAGGCUUGCAGUAUCAAUUAAUCCCAGCUAGCUGCUAGCUGAUAUUAUAGAUUUCCACUUAUAUUAGCUCCAUAUAUACAGUUGUUCAUAUCUGGAUCAUCAGGUGGUGUGUGUGUGCAUUAGCCAUCAAUUAGGAGGAGGGAUCAUCAUAUCAUCAGCUAAGCUAAGCUAGAGAGUGCAUGCAUGGGGCAUCACUCCUGCUGCAACCAGCAGAAGGUGAAGAGGGGGCUAUGGUCUCCUGAGGAAGACGAGAAGCUCAUCAGAUACAUCACCACCCAUGGCUAUGGCUGCUGGAGCGAGGUCCCUGAGAAAGCCGGUUUGCAGCGGUGUGGGAAGAGCUGCCGGCUCCGGUGGAUCAACUACCUGAGACCGGACAUCCGGCGAGGCCGGUUCACGGCGGAGGAGGAGAAGCUCAUCAUCAGCCUCCACGCCAUUGUUGGCAACAGGUGGGCCCACAUUGCCAGUCACUUGCCCGGCCGGACCGACAACGAGAUCAAGAACUACUGGAACUCGUGGAUCAAGAAGAAGAUCCGCAAGCCGGCCGCCGGCGGAGGCGCCGCCGCCGCCGUUGCCACCACGACGAGCUCGGCGUCGGCGACGACGAGCCCGAACAACCCACCGACGUCGUGCAGCACGGCGACGUCGGACCACGCCGCGGCGCACCACAACCACCACCAGCAUCUGCAGCCGGCGUUCGGCGGCGCGACGGCGGCGGCGGAUCACCUGCAGCUGGACGCCAUCAUCAACCAGAACCUGAUCGCCCUCCCCCCGAAGCUGGCGAGCUGCGGCGGCGGCGGCGGCCAUGACUCGCCGCCGCCGUCGGGGCUACCGCACCACUGCCCGCUCUUCAUGUUCGACACCACCGCCGCCGUCAGCCCGCCGCCGUCGUCGGCACUAAUCCCGACCCACCACCACCACCACCACCCGUCGUUCAUCGCCAGCUUCACCGCCGCGAUGGCCGACGCGCCGACCUACCUGCCGCCUCUAGUGGACGGCAUGGUGGGCACCAUGGGAGCCGCGGCCAUGGACUGCGUAGGAUCAGACGACGACCACCACCAUCAAACCACCACCACCACUGCCGCCGGCGCCAUGGUCACCACCACCAAUGGCUUCUACAGCCAUAUUCACCAUCACCAGCAGAAGCAGCUGCAGCUGCAGCUGGAGCUGGAGGAGGAGGAGCAGCAGCAGCAGCAGCUAGGGCAUCAUCAGCACGAGCACGAGCACGAUCAGUGGGACGACGACGAAGCACAGCAUCUGCUGAUGUGGGACCAAGACGAGCUAACACCAUCCAACCUGGAGGCCAUGGAAAGUGGUGCUCACUCCCUCCUUUUUAUGGGACCAAAUGACCAUGAUUAAGUUGGUAAUAACCCACACACAAACAAUCUGCAUGUGCAUAUUUGCAUCUCACACAAACACAUCAGCUGAUCCCAUCUAUCUCUGAAUCUCUGAUCGAUCUGAUGAUCUUUUGAUCAAUCUCUCUCUAGCACUCACACUACCCCAUCUGAUCUGUCUAUACACAUGAAAUAAUGAGGUUUUGCAAAGGCGCGUAAUUUAUUGUGUUUUGGAUUUUUUUUUUCCUCCCCCUCUCCAAGAGUUUUUUUCCCCUUCAUUUUUCUGGUUUUUUUAAUUAAUUUUUUAAUUUUUUUGGAUUGGAGUGAAGACUGAAGAGUGUGUGGUUAAUUGGGUUUUUGUAAAGAGAUCGACCACCAUGCAUGCAUGGCAUGGCAGGGCACUUGGAGUGUGUAAUUUGAUUGAUGUAUCUAAGUGAAGUUAUAAUAAACACAGGAGGAUGACAACAAAAUGGAAAGCUAGAACUGUCUCCCCUUCUUUGCA